Messenger RNA from Orussus abietinus, 4086 nucleotides. RefSeq names its product S-adenosylmethionine synthase (gene Sam-S). The record is from RefSeq and is a predicted model, not a curated record. The transcript has 9 exons. NCBI's taxonomy places the organism in Eukaryota, Metazoa, Arthropoda, Insecta, Hymenoptera, Orussidae. Gene Ontology annotation, molecular function: ATP binding; methionine adenosyltransferase activity. Bases 255 to 1469 code for a protein of 404 amino acids. Gene Ontology annotation, biological process: S-adenosylmethionine biosynthetic process. Gene Ontology annotation, cellular component: cytosol.
CGGGGAGCCUCUUUUACUUCCACCACGUUCCGUGGUAGAUUCGUUGGUCCGUCGCUCGCGUGCGCGGUACGUUACGUGCGGUGCUUGGUUCGCGCGAGCCCGCCGAGAAGAGUACGAGGUCCGUCCCCACGAGGAGGCGAGAAGGCUCGCAACCGCCGAGCGGGUACGGAGUCAUCCAUCGGUGCCAGCUAACCCGUGCGGCCGCGAGGGCUCGAUUCAACCAGAGGUGGCCGGAAAGAGAAGGAGCGACGAAGAUGCCGGAGACCGCGCACCACAUGAACGGAUACGCGAACGGGCACACGGCGCCCGAGCUGCAGCAGGGCACCAGCUUCCUCUUCACCUCGGAGUCCGUCGGAGAGGGACACCCAGAUAAGAUGUGCGAUCAGAUAAGCGAUGCAAUCCUGGAUGCACAUUUACAGCAAGAUCCUGAUGCCAAAGUAGCCUGUGAAACCGUAACGAAGACCGGCAUGAUCCUACUGUGCGGUGAGAUCACUUCCAAAGCAGUGGUGGACUAUCAAAAAAUCGUACGCGAUACGGUUAAUCACAUUGGCUACGACGAUUCCUCAAAAGGAUUCGAUUGGCGCACGUUGAACCUUUUGGUGGCAAUUGAACAGCAAUCUCCGAAUAUCGCUGACGGGGUCCACUUGAACCGAGAAGAGAAGAACGUGGGUGCCGGUGAUCAGGGCUUGAUGUUCGGGUACGCCACCGAUGAGACGGACGAGUGCAUGCCGCUGACCGUCGUCCUGGCGCACAAGCUUAAUCAGAAGAUCGCAGAGCUGAGACGAAGCGGAGAACUCUGGUGGGCCAGACCGGACUCGAAGACCCAGGUGACCUGCGAGUACAUCAUGGACCAUGGGGCUUGCGUGCCGAUUCGCGUCCACACGGUGGUGGUGUCGCUGCAGCACAGCGAGAAGAUCACCCUCGAGGAACUGCGCAAAGCGGUAAUGGAUAAGGUCAUCAGGGACGUUAUCCCGGCAAAAUACCUCGACGACAGGACGGUGUUCCACGUUAAUCCCUGCGGCCUCUUUAUCAUCGGCGGUCCACAAAGCGAUGCCGGACUCACCGGGCGGAAAAUCAUCGUCGACACUUAUGGCGGUUGGGGUGCUCACGGUGGCGGUGCUUUCUCCGGCAAGGACUUCACCAAGGUCGAUAGAUCCGCGGCUUAUGCUGCUAGAUGGGUAGCCAAGUCUCUGGUUAAAGCUGAUCUUUGCAGGCGCUGCCUCGUACAGGUCUCCUAUGCCAUUGGCGUCGCCGAGCCGCUUUCCAUUACGGUCUUCGACUACGGCACCUCGAAGCUCUCCCAGAACGAGCUUCUGGACAUUGUGAAUAAGAACUUCGAUCUGCGUCCGGGAAAAAUCGUCAAGGAGCUGAACCUGCGCAACCCGAUCUACCAGCAGACCAGCACGUACGGUCACUUCGGGAGGGACGGCUUCACCUGGGAGCAGCCCAAGACGUUGGUCCUCGAUUGAUGAGAGGACCGGGUCUAAGCUAACUUGUCGUUUCUUAAUUUAAACAAAAGAACCUCGCAACUCCAAGUAACCGUGUAUCUCGUAACUCUCUCCCGAGGAUCGUCCCGCCCUCCGUGCUGCUCCCGGCAUAAAGAAAGGAAGGAAAAAACGGAAAAGGAAAAGACGAACGACCUGCUCGCCCGUUUCCAAGGGGGAAGACGCGCAAGCGAGAGGGAGAAAGGGAGAGACCUCGAGAGGCACCGUCGCUCUCGGUCAGGCUCAGUGAUAGACCCUGAAGUCGGCCCAUCGGGGGCGUUGAAGGACUCGUCCCUCCCUCGAGGCUCUCUCCGAUUGACCCCGUAGAUGGAGGCCCAUCUCCGGGGGAGGAUCCGGUAUCCCCCCAGGGAUGAUUCGACGCGAUCCCGAGGGAGGGGCGACCAACGGGGACCCUGAAGAGACGCGGGGCCCGUUGCCGACGUCCCCUGGAGAGAACCGGUCCUCUGAACCCUUUCGACGAGGACGUUAGAGACCCCCGCGAGUUAUUAACCAUCCGUGUACAUAUAACGUGGUGCACGUCGGCAUCGAGGCGGCGCGUCGCGCGCGGAAAUGGAGCAGCACCCGGGGGGGCAGGGCGACGGAGACGACACCGAUUUCCAUGGCGCGACCGGGACAUGCCGAAGAGCGAACCCGAUGAAGGUGUGACCCCUCUCACUCGACGGUGUCGAAACGAAUCGCCUUUACUGGCCUGCACUAGGCGGCGCACCACCGAGGAUAAACAUACAAACACGGAACGGUGUCUCGUAGCUUUUAGCGAUUUUAAUUAGUUUCUAGCCCGGCGAAUCGUCGGAGCCCGCGAGACCCUGCGGCUAUGCGUUAAAGGGGUGAUGAUGAACCUGCAGGACGUGCACGUUGGAUGGCCUUUUAUCGUCGAGUUUGCGGGUUCCUUGCUCGGGUUGCCUGCUCGAGGCUACUCCGCGUUCUUCGAGAACGCGGAGAAUGAGGGAAGCACCCGAUCGGGGACGCGACUCGGUGAUUCGGAGCGAUGUAAGAGCGUUAGGGAGAGGCAUUUAUGUUCACCGGCAUGUACGCCGGUGGACGUGUCUUCUCGGCAGGUGCGUUAAGGCGAAGGGAAACCACUCGCGUGCGUUAUUGUACAGUGCCGGAUGUGAAUAUCUUCUAUGAGACACGGUGCAUUCGGAUAUAGCACCCGUCCACUUGGGUACAUUUGUAAGGCGGAUUUAGACGCCGUUCCCGCGGUGCAACGGAGUUACAUACUGUAUUUAUAGGGAAUUACAUUUCGUGGCAGGGUCGAGCUGCGCUUCUGCGGACGCUUUGUUACCAGUAUAAUAACCCGUAGCCGGUCGAAAGCGCGGCUCGCGAAGGAGAGCCGUUGCGUUUCGUUGAUAAGGAAGGGCCUGUGCGUUUCCUUGUUAAGAAUGGUCGUUGCGUUUUCCCUCGCGAGUUUGAAACGCCACUGGUGCGGUCGUCGGGGAACGGAGGCCAAAAGCGCGAUCGAUCGAGCGACGCCGCCUGAAAAGCGUGUACAUUUAUUAAAAUGGAUCUCAAACGGGCUCGAGGUGUCCCUCCUCGAAGAGGGACUCGAGCGAGUUGUCGCUGUCGCGAAACGCGGUCACUGCCCGAGGGGCUAUUCACUCGGAGAUCAGGAAAAGUCAUGUCCUUCCGGAACUGCCGUUUGAUUUCAUGUGACGAACCGAGCGACGUUGACAUUUCCGUAAGGACAUCUCGGCGACAUCUCGAGCAUUCUGCUUGCGGUUCCCUUCGUGCCGGGUGAUCCUCUGCCGAUUUUAAGCGAUUCUUAACAAGUUCUGUCGUUACCUCCGAUUAAUUACGCGUUACAUUAUACAUUAAUGCCCGUUUUUACUCGGAAGUCGUCGUUUUACUUGGGAUUUUAUUCGUACCAAGUGAUCUUCCGUAAGUUUUACGUGUCUCUUAAUCAGUUCCAUUGUUGAUCAAUGUUGAGUCAUUUUAACCCGUUGCAUUGUAUAGGAUUGGCCAUUUACCGGGAACUCGGGCAAAGUUAUCCCUCCUCGAGAACACCGAUUUUUUUUUUAGUUAAUUCCAAUCAAUUUUAACCCCCUGAAUUGUACAGAAAUACUUAUUGUUUAAAGCAUUCAUAGCCCGCGGUUUCGCGAGUGAAUAAUCCCUCGAUCACUUGUCACGUUCGGCUACCGUUCAUUUGGACUCGCUUCUCGUCCGAAAUCUGGUUAUUAUACGUAGAAUUUUAUUGUAAACGAAGUACCACGUGCUCUCGGUGUCGAACGCCAUCGGGACGAAAUUAGAUGUGUCCGAUUGGGGGAUAAAACAAUGGGGGGUAUAAGGGGAGAUUCGCUGCGAAACAAUUGGGGGAGAGCCCAGGCUCGGAUUGCACGUGUGGCAGAGCUCGAAAGAUGAAAGAUUCUAAUUCGAAAGCCGAUUUACGCAACGCGAGGGGACUACCAAAAUGGGGGAAAGAAUAUUCCGCUGUUAGUGAGUAGCCGCGCUACGCGAACGCGGCCUAAUUGCAAUCAAUUUCCUGUCCGGCGAGUGUAAGACAGUUCACGACACUGUCUACCAUGACCAUAAUGUAAUGUUACAGGACAUCAUACACGAGACAUAAUAAACAGUGAUUUUUAAAAAA